Populus euphratica (Euphrates poplar) is the source of this 2032-nucleotide messenger RNA. Its product is annotated as protein TRANSPARENT TESTA 12-like. The record is from RefSeq and is a predicted model, not a curated record. The transcript is spliced from 10 exons. Lineage: Eukaryota; Viridiplantae; Streptophyta; Magnoliopsida; Malpighiales; Salicaceae. Gene Ontology annotation, cellular component: membrane. Gene Ontology annotation, molecular function: antiporter activity; xenobiotic transmembrane transporter activity. The coding region runs from base 88 to 1545 and encodes 485 amino acids. Gene Ontology annotation, biological process: xenobiotic detoxification by transmembrane export across the plasma membrane.
UUUCUUUUUCUCUGUGGACACCAUAAGUCCAGCUUCGAAGCAAACUUCAGUCGGUUAAUUCAGCCCUAAAGAAUACUUAAACGAAUCAUGGAUAAUUCAAUGGAAGAGAGGCUUGUUUUGCCUGAAGAACUCAAUAGUAAUGACCUGAAAAAGAGGGUUUUGAGCGAGUUCAUCAAGUUAUGGGGGAUUGCCUUUCCUGGAACCGUGGCACGAUUGACUUCAUUUGGAAUGAUAGUUGUGACACAAUUAUUCAUGGGGCACGUUAGCGAAUUGGAUCUUGCAGCAUUUGGCCUCCAACAGAGCAUUUUGAUACGCUUUGUAAAUGGCAUAUUGAUUGGCAUGUCAAGUGCGACUGAGACCUUAUGCGGCCAAGCGUAUGGAGCUGGACAAUGCCACAUGAUGGGUAUUUACUUGCAGCGAUCAUGGAUCAUUGAUGGUGUAGCUGCAACCAUCUUGCUACCCCUCUUCAUUUUCACAGCACCGAUAUUAAAACUACUUGGACAAGAUGAGGAGAUAGCAAUAGAAGCUGGGAAAAUGUCGCUAUGGUUCAUUCCCAUCGUCUACUAUUAUGUGUUGAGCUUGACCAUCCAAAUGUACUUGCAAGCACAACAAAAAAACAAGAUUGUCGGGUUGUUUACCGCUUCCUCCUUUCUGGUUCAUGUGUUUUUGUCCUGGUUAUUUGUGAUCAAACUUGGUUUAGGAGUUGCUGGUGCCAUGAGUGCAUUCAUCAUUUCAGCUUGGUUGCUGGUUAUUGGAGAGUUUGUCUAUAUCUUUGGAGGCUGGUGUCCUCAUACAUGGAAAGGCUUUACUAAAUCUGCUUUUGCUGAUAUGUUACCUCUAGUAAAGCUCUCAUUAUCCUCCGGAGUUAUGAUUUGCUUAGAGUUUUGGUACACCUCAAUUCUUGUCUUGUUAGCUGGAUAUGUGAAGAAUGCAACUGUUGCUAUAUCUGCUUUCUCCAUUUGCAUCAACAUCUAUGGAUGUGAUUUCAUGAUUUGCCUUGGGUUUUUAGGUGCUUCAAGCGUGCGUGUAUCAAAUGAAUUGGGAAAGGGCAAUGCUAAAGCUGCAAGAUUUUCUAUCAAAGUUGCCCUCGUUACUUCAGUAAUUAUAGGAAUUAUCUUCUGGAUUUUGUGUUUGGUCUUCAGUGAUGAGAUUGCGUCCUUGUUCACAAGUAAUGAGGAAAUUGCAGAAUCUGUGUCAAGGCUUCAUGUUCUGCUUGCGUUCUCAGUGUUGUUAAAUAGUAUUUAUCCAGUACUUUCAGGCGUAGCCAUAGGAGCUGGUGUGCAAAGUACUGUUGCGUUUCUCAACUUGGGAAGCUAUUAUGUGAUUGGAGUGCCUAUAGGGCUUGUGCUUGGAUAUGUAGCUCAUCUUCAGAUCAAGGGUUUGUGGAUUGGAUUGUUGACUGGAGUUGUAGUUCUAACACUUUUGCUAUCCUACCUUACAUGGAGGAUUGAUUGGGAUGAACAGGUACGCAAGGCAGAAGAACGUCUUGGUCGAUUUUUCAUGGAACCACCGAAGCAAUCUGUUGAAAACUCCAAUCUUGCUUGAAAGUACUGGACAAUGCUUGCUGUUGCGUUUUCAAACCACGCUUUUUUCAGAUGAAAAGUAGCAUCUGAUUCUUUACACCUGACUAGAUGGUUCAAAUCUGCUGGUAGGAACUACUCUUGGGUUCCUACACACAAUCUUUCGAUUCUAAUUUCCAUUUCGUAAUUAAGAGGUCACUUCAACAAGGUGGGUUUUCUUUCCUCUCCGUGAUACUAAUUACGUUGCAGAUGGAUCGAUCAGUAAUCUCCUUGGUCUUAUGGUGGCUUGGAUUCAGUCACCUUUUGGCUUGUGAUCCAUUUGAUUUGUUUUUCCUUCUCUUCUUCUGUCUAGUUUAUCCAUCUUCUACUUGGCUUCCAUGGCAAUUCCUUUCUAUGUUUUAUGGUCACGAUUACUCUUGCUCAUCGGGUUAAAUGAUCUAUUUAUUGGAUGUAAUCUCUCAUGUACCUUCUUAAGAAAUCUACAUGCUCUUAUAUAUUCUUAUUUUCUUCAA